Phialemonium atrogriseum is the source of this 2108-nucleotide messenger RNA. RefSeq lists its product as uncharacterized. The coding region runs from base 100 to 1977 and encodes 625 amino acids. NCBI's taxonomy places the organism in Eukaryota, Fungi, Ascomycota, Sordariomycetes, Cephalothecales, Cephalothecaceae. The transcript has a single exon. The record is from RefSeq and is a predicted model, not a curated record.
GCGCCGGUAGCAGGCAAUUUCCCCCCCCUCAGUAACCAACCCAUUGUGAGCUCUGCCCGAGCGAGACCACGCCAAAAAAAAAAAAAAAAAAAAAAAAAAAUGUCCCCGACGGUGCCCUCUGGAGGGUUCUCUCUCUUCCCAAACACCAACCCAUCACGGCCACCCUCGAGAAACCAGACACCCAGGCCACGAGCACCCACUCCUCAGUCUGCAGUACAGGAACCAUCUUCGGCGGUGGAAAGGACCCCUCCCCGGACCGGGAGGAAACAGUCGAUACGUAGAGCAGGGUCGGUAAGCGACGGGAAGCAGCCUGUUUCCAAUGGAAGGCCACCCGAAGUUCAGGUUCAAAUGUCAUCUCUCGGGAGCGGCCAUGAUCCCGUGAUAGAUAGGCCGGCACCUGUCGCCCUCGCAGUCGCCCUCGCAGACGUCCCUCCGCGGUGCGAGACCGCCUUCUCCGAGGCCCAGACCCUCGUCCGCAGCAACAGCAACAGGUCUCGCAGUUCCAUUGCGAAGCCGCCCAUCAUCUCCGAACCUCCGGGAGCGUCGUCUUCAUCGGGUGCGGAGCAGCCGGCCCUGAGAUCCAUCUUCCCGACCUACAACCCUAACCUGCCCCUGGAUCGCCAGGAGUACUUCCCAACCCAGGCCAGCCCCACGCACAUCCCCCGGUCCGCCAUAAGCCGGCCGCUCUACAGUCCGGAGCCGAGAACUCCUGGCCCCGCCUUGAGAAGUCCAAUGUUGUCUGCCGCAACCCAGAUGAGUGCUGGAUCGACGGGCAGAUGGCCGCCAAGGACCGCGGAACCGCCCGUGAUCCCGCCGACCAGCACGACCGAGGAGCUCACGGGGCUAUGGAAAGUCGCCAACGGAUGGAAAGCAUCCGCGUCGGAAGGGCGCGUGUAUUGCCUCGAGAUGACAUCCGAGAGAGAUGCCCCCGUUUACGCCCUCUCGUCGUCCGCCGACCAACCGUUCUACAACCUCCGCCUAGACCCAACCUCCACAUCUGCCUACGUCACCCUGUCGCGGCACGACCCGCAGAAGCCCUUCAAAGGCGCGUCCGCAGCCGGCAGCAACGCCUCGGCGGGCAACGGCAGCAAGACCGAGGGCAAGCACUGGCAGGAGGUGCUGACGACGACGCUGGAGGAGGAAUCGCGGCGGCACCCGCCGCACGACGGGCUCGUGGCGCUUUUGUACCCGUCGGCGGCGGCGCGGAUGGCGCUGGAACGGCCCGACAGCGCGGCGACGGUGAUGCUGGCGGAGAACGAGUGCGCGCGCCUGGUGUGGGAUGCCGACUCGGGAAACCACUUCCUGGCGCACCCGGCGCUGGCCAUGCCGUUCUGCGUCACCGUCGAGCGCAACGCCGUGUGGUCGAGAACCGAGUAUACCCUCGAGCAUAUCGAGUCGCCGCGACACCUCGCUCGCCUGACACGCGACGGUACGGGCAACGGAUGGCUCGAGAUCGAUACCGCCAUCGCGGCCAAGAUCGACUCCGUCUACCUUGCCGACGUUGCGGUCACUGCCCUGAUGUUGGUCGCGCACAAGGAUGAUAGGUUCGCUAGGGCCGAGGUCUUCGAGCCGCCUCCCAUGCCGGGCUCGCCGGCAGCUGGGAGCAUCGCCUCCGGCCAGGCAGGGAGCGGCCGCGGGAGCAGGCUGGGCCUGCCGGGCUGGAGGGACAGCAGCGGCGGGCGCGAGGAGAGGUUGGCAGGGAAGAAGAUGACGAAGAAACAAAAGAAGAAGACGGCCGGCGGGGGGGGUGGGAAGCGGCGGAUGGAGGAGUUCGAGAUGGACAUUGAGAGCCAGGACAGCGAGAUGGGGAAGCUGGACCGCAAGGAGAAGGAGGAGAAGCUGCCUGGCGUGGUGCGGGCCCUGAUCAAGAUCCUGACGGCGGUGUUCAAGUGCGCCAUCUGGGUCGUGUCGAUCGGGUUCAGGGCGCUGGCAGCCAUUGUCGGGGGGCUGGCAAAGUGUGUAACUUCUAAGGCGUGAGAUUGGGAAUGUCUGUUAAUCUGACCUUGGGGCAAUGAUGGGAUCACGGGAGGAGCGGGCAUGGUGGGUUUCUCGUCACGCAGCGAAAGGGUCUAAUGAGUGUGUGUGUCUUGUGUCUCAUCAUUUUGGCG